AUGGCUAAAGUAGAGGUAAAGGAAAGGAGGGAUAAGGACUCUGCUGAAUCUGAAGGUGAGGUGCCUACUGUUUUGCCUAGUUCUACUGAUGCAGAGGGUCUUCAGGUCAAUAACUCUGAGGGUAUUCAGCUUAAAGCCUCAGCUAAUAUUGAUGAAGCUAAGGGUGCAAAUGACAGUAAACAAUGGCACACUCCAAAGCGUGUGGCUACUCAAUCUAAACAAGGACUGGUUGCAGAUUUAUGUAGCAGGAAUAAAAUAGGAGUUGGUGGUUUUUUAGAAACUAAAAUGAAGGGGAACAAAAUUAUGGAGUUCAUGGAGCAUAAACUUCCUAACUGGGAGUUUUAUUCUAGUUCGGUUACUGAAGGUAGACUUUUGAUAGUUUGGAGGAAGGUUUUUGUGAGGGUUACAUUGCUAGAGGAGUCUAAUCAGUAUGUUCAUUGUUUGGUCAAGAUGGCUGGUCAGAGGCAUGCUCUUUAUGUUACAUUUGUCUAUGGGCUCAAUACGAUAGAGGGAAGGAGGAGUUUAUGGAAAGGGUUACAAAGGAUAUCACUCUCUGUUAAAGCAUGGAUCAUCUUAGGGGAUUUCAAUGUCCCUUUCUCGGACCAUCAUGAUUUCAAAGAGGUGGUUAUGAAUAGUUGGAGGAUUCCUAUUAAGGCAACUGGUUUAAGGGCUAUCUACUUGAAGACAAUGAGGCUGAAGCAUAGAUUAAAAAAAUUUAACAGAGAUAACAUUGGUGACAUUGGUCUGAACUAUCACAAGGCUAAGGAGACUUACCAGGAAGCUCAACUUCAAGCUCAAUCUCAUCCUCGAGACUAUAGUUUUCAAGAGGUAGUGAAAGUAGCUGCUGAAGAUUUUACUGUUCAGGAGCAUAUGUACCAUAAUUUCUUAGCUCAAAGAAGUAAAAUUACUUGGUUAAGGAAGGGAGAUAUGAAUACUUCUUUUCUGCAUGCUUGUUUGAAAAAGCACAGAGAUGAAAAUGGUAUUGCAACCUAUAUUACUGAUCAAGGCAGAUUGAUAGAUAACUUUCAUGAUGUAGUUUUUCACUUUGUAGAGCAUUUUAGAAGCUAUUUGGGAGUUCGAGUUCUGCUACAGACAAGAUUGAUUUACACUGUAUUGAGAUGGGAUAUUGGGGAUGAAGUUUGUUCAAUAAUUGGUCAGUGUUUUGACACAGGGAGUUUUCCUUCUGAGCUUCAUGAAACUACUUUGUCGUUGGUCCCUAAAGUUGCUAAUCCAUCUCGGGCUAUAGACUACAGACCUAUAGCUUGUUGUUCUACAUUAUACAAGUGUAUUGCCAAGCUUUUAUGUUCGCGUAUGGCUUUAGUUCUUCCUGAUCUCAUUCAGCCGAUCCAGGGAGCCUUUAUUUGGGGUCAUUCUAUUGCUCAUAACAUCAUGAUGUUUCAGGAUCUUACCAAGAACUAUGGGAGGACCUCUACUUUGCCUAGAUGUGCUAUUAAGAUAGUUUUAAGCAAAGCUUAUGAUACAAUCGAUUGGAAGUUCCUUGAGGAUCUAUUAAGGGCCCUUUGUUUUCUUAUGAAAUUUAUAGGAUGGAUUAUGGUCUGCUUGAAAAAUACUUCUUACUCUUUCCUUAUGAAUGGUAGAGUUCAAGGCAGGUUCAAGGGUAAGAAAGGGCUGCGUCAGGGUGAUCCUAUGUCUCCUCUUUUGUUUGAACUUGUUUCUGCUGUUAGCAUUUUCAAAGAGGUUCUAGUGGAGUUUAGUGCUGCAACAGGACUCUCUAUAAAUGCUAAUAAAUCUCACGUUUUCUUUGGAGGAGUCACUGCCACUGAGAGAAGGAAUAUUGCUCAAGAGAUUCAGCUCCCUGAAGGAUCCUUUCCACUUAAGUAUCUUGGGGUGUCUAUGCGGCCAACUAAGUGGAGACAUGAAGAUUGUGACAUUAUUCUUCAAAAAAUCAGAUUGAGGCUUUUGUCUUGGACUAGCAGGCAUCUUUAA
This is a messenger RNA of Humulus lupulus (European hop), 1947 nucleotides long. RefSeq lists its product as uncharacterized. The record is from RefSeq and is a predicted model, not a curated record. NCBI's taxonomy places the organism in Eukaryota, Viridiplantae, Streptophyta, Magnoliopsida, Rosales, Cannabaceae. The transcript has 5 exons. Bases 1 to 1947 code for a protein of 648 amino acids.